Molecule: messenger RNA, 300 nt
Organism: Histoplasma capsulatum G186AR
Lineage: Eukaryota; Fungi; Ascomycota; Eurotiomycetes; Onygenales; Ajellomycetaceae
Exons: 3
Coding region: 1-300 (99 amino acids)
Source: RefSeq, a predicted model, not a curated record
AUGAAGAUGAAUCCUCCCUUGCCGCCAUGCUACUGGCAACAGGAACAAGCCCUUGAAGCCGGCCAUCGGUUCUUACCCCACGAUGCUGGCGAGUGGACCACAAGCACCAUCAUCAUGCCUACGCCCCUUGGCCUAUUCGAGAAGGUCAUGGUUCCCUCUGUGCGGAAGAAGGUCUAUUAUCAGCGACAGCAGAUCCGUGCCGGUGUCGUGACUCCCGAAGAAGCAGGAGCUCUGAUACCGAGGUUUGACCUGAGGCUUGCGGCUGUAAAGGAGGAAUACCGCGCCUGUGUGAUAAGCUAG